GUUUUUUUUUGUCAUCCGCGUGCGCAGUGCCGCCGGUUUUGCGGCACUAAUGCGAAGAGUGAUUAUACUUUCACAAAAUUUGAAAUUCGUGUAAUAAAAUAAUUACGUUAAAAAUAAAGUUGUGUUAUGAUUAUACGUUUUUUGAAUGAUUAUGGUUUUAAAUUAAGAUAAAUUGAAUGAUUCAUUUUGUCAUAAAGUUAAACAAAAAUCUAAUAAUACUUUUUAAAAUAAUAAACUAAAUCAAAAUAGGCCGUUUUAAUCAAUCUUUUACGGAGUAAACGCGCUUAGAAAUAUUUUUACUGAAUUUAAUAACAAACAACUUUAUCAUUACAAGCGGAUUUUAAAAAGGAUUCAAGAUGAGUCUGUUCAAGACGAUGGCAGCUGUCACAAUAUCUUGUGGAAAGAUGGGCAUUAGGAAUGGAAGUUUGCCCAUACGACCUCUACUGACUUGCGCCCCCGUGGCACUGACAUGGGACCGUGGUGCGCACACGCAGGACAUCACGAAGAAUAUACAAUAUAUCACCAAUGAGAAGAUCAAGCUAACGACAGAUCCAAAAACUAUGAAAUUGGACAAACAACUGAACCGUCCAACAUGCGUAAUGAUCAACUGGCUUCUGGCACGACAGAAACACGUGAUGAAAUACGCAAAUCUAUACCUCGAGCAGGGCUUCGACGUCAUCUCCGUGUCCUGCACGCCUUGGCAGCUGAUUUGGCCGCUCAAGGGUUCUCAGCUGGUAGCGGCUGAUCUCAUAAAGUUCAUGGCGGCGAAUGAAAACGACCAACCGACCGUCCUCCACGGGUUCUCGGUGGGCGGGUACAUCUGGGGCGAGGUGUGCGUGCAUAUCAUGAAUAAUAAGGAAAAAUACCAACCAGUAAUAGACCGCAUAGCGGCUCAAGUGUGGGACUCGGCCGCUGAUAUCACUGAGAUCACAAUCGGCGUGCCGGCCGCGGUCUUCCCGAAGAACAAAAUCAUGCAGAAAACACUAAAGGCGUAUAUGGAAUACCACCUGAAGACGUUCCACGACGCCGCCACCGUGCACUACAUCCGCUCGUCGCAGCUGUUCCACACCAACCUGUGCCGCGCGCCCGCGCUGUUCCUGCUGUCCGCCAGCGACCCCGUGGGCGCCGAGCGCAGCAACCGCAGCGUCUACGACAGCUGGUGCAAGAUGGGCAUCAAGUGCACGUGGCAAUGCUGGGACCGCUCGCCGCACGUGCAGCACUUCAGCAAGCACCGCGACGAGUACGUGUCGCUGCUGCGCGCGCACCUGCAGCAGCACGUCAGCGCGCAACACGCGCCCGCGCCCGCGGAACUGUCUCGCGCGCACGCCCGCUGACGCGCUGCGACCCGCCUCGGUCCGCUGGCCGUCAUUCGUACUGUUGCGUAGUUAUUACUGAGAGAGAGGAAAAGAAUAAACGAAAUGUUUGUUCUACACUAUUUAUAAAUAUUAAGGAUUUUUCACGUGUUACUUCAUCUUUUUAUAUUAGAUCACUAUAAUCCCUGAAAUGAUGAAUCAUUAUUUUUCUUUUAAAAAUUUAUAAUUCAAAAGUCGUAUGAACCCUUAGCUCUUUAGUUAUUUUGUCACAAUAAUAAGUCAUAACAAACACUUCAAUAAACAAAUAAACAGUUCAAAACGACACCUACUGUGUAUAAAAACUGAUAUCCGAAUAUUUUUUUAACUUUUUAUUAUAUAUUAUAGUUUAAACGAAUUUAUUUAUUUUGAUUCCCUAAAGUAUAUAACAUUAGGGAAUUUCUUUAAAUUAUUUUAUAGAAGAUUGAAAGUAUACAUAUUCCCUGAUACAAGCAAUAAUGUAAACGUCACCACUAUGUACUAAGUAUAUAAUGAUAAAGCCUCUCAUUUGACAUGUGGGUUUCUAUAUUCCUAUAUUUAUAUAGUUAAAUGUCUCGACUUGUUUGACUUUGAAAAUAAGAUUAGAUACAUGUUGAUACAGAAUGUUACCUACGAAAAGUGUUUCCUUCCAAUAUACCACAACACUAAAUAUAGUGAGAGCAAAGUUCUCAUCUGAAGAAAAUCAAUUGCCCAGUUUAUUUUUUCAUUUUUACGUUGUAUACAUACACUGAAGCUGAUGAACUAAUUCAACAGUAACAAGUACUGUUAAAAGGGCGGGGGUUAACAAUCACCCAAAACGUGCAUUAAGAGCAUGUCAAAUUCUAGCAAU
Vanessa atalanta (red admiral) is the source of this 2178-nucleotide messenger RNA. RefSeq lists its product as uncharacterized. Gene Ontology annotation, molecular function: serine hydrolase activity. The transcript is spliced from 8 exons. The record is from RefSeq and is a predicted model, not a curated record. Bases 357 to 1334 code for a protein of 325 amino acids. Lineage: Eukaryota; Metazoa; Arthropoda; Insecta; Lepidoptera; Nymphalidae.